Jatropha curcas is the source of this 443-nucleotide messenger RNA. NCBI's taxonomy places the organism in Eukaryota, Viridiplantae, Streptophyta, Magnoliopsida, Malpighiales, Euphorbiaceae. The record is from RefSeq and is a predicted model, not a curated record.
GGCGCUUGGAAAAGGAAUUUAUGCAAGUGGCGCAGCAAAAGAUUCAUGAGGAGAAGAAGAGUACUUCAUUAAUAGAAAGAAGUAACAAAAAUGGUGGUUUUGGAGAUGUUAUUCUCUGCAAAGAAGGACAAUGCACAGGAAUGAGCAGUAGAAAACUUGCUACUGUGACCACAUCUACUAUUUUCACCACCACCACCACCACUAAGAAAGAGGAAAUGGAUGGGAAUAAAGCAGAUAGUAACAACCAUUUACCAAUACCAAGGGUUCAAGAAAUACCAAAGGGAUCAAGAUCAGGAAAUGGAGAAGUAGGUGGGGAACAUGAGAAGUUCACCAUUAAUUCAUCUUCGCCAACUUCUGAGCAACAGAAGAUGACCCACGAAGAUAACUAUGUGGACAUUAUGGAUUAUUCUCCAGCAAAAAGAAAGCCUCCCAUACAUAACUAA